Messenger RNA from Chlamydomonas reinhardtii, 881 nucleotides. RefSeq lists its product as uncharacterized. The transcript is spliced from 3 exons. Lineage: Eukaryota; Viridiplantae; Chlorophyta; Chlorophyceae; Chlamydomonadales; Chlamydomonadaceae. The record is from RefSeq and is a predicted model, not a curated record. The coding region runs from base 124 to 447 and encodes 107 amino acids.
AAGUUGAAAAGCCUUUCUCGUCUCGGAACGCGGCCAGUCUCGGCGUUCUGGCGCGUGGACCGGACGGAGUCCCGGGUUGGACUUGACCCAGCAGUGGCAGUGCUCACGUAAUAAGCGACCGCCAUGCUGGUGCACGGCCCGCUCCACACUGCGCUGGACUGGGGUCUGGGGGCCCUGCGACUGGGCGUGCUGCUGUGCCUCUCACCGCUGCUACUGCCAGCUCUGGUGCUGCGCACGCUCGGCAGCGGCACCGCCUCCUUCCUGUUGCGGCUGGCGCUGCUGCCGUUUGCACUCACAUACAUGGCCGUCAAGACAGGCUACCACGUGGCACGCGGGGCGGCCACCUCGCUGCUGUCGUUGCCGUACACGCUCAUCAUGGCGCCGUACCGCGUGCUGCGCUUCCUGACCAAGUCCCACGACACAGGUGUCAUGACCGUCACACCCUGAGGGGGCGGGGAAGGUGCAGGUCAGCAUCAGGGAAUGAGUGAGCCAAACGGCAUCAUGGGAGUGGAUGCAUACUAGGGGGCGGAAUGAAUGGCUGCUGCGGAGGUCAGGGGGUGCGGUGGCGGUAGGCAGCUGUGUGCCGAGGGGCUUGGUCAGGGGAUGGAGCUAUGGUGUGCUGGCCUGCUGGUUGUAUAGUCAAGCUUGGUACUGGCGAACACCGGCAUGGGGCAGGGUUGUGAGUUGGGCUGACAAGUGGUACUGUAGAAUGUUGGCUGCACAGCUGCACAGCAUGUGAAGCUGGGGGUGGCAUGGCCAGGGGCUGGAGGUACGCCUUGGUCUGUGUGGGGGUGUGCCGUGUCGGAAGUCUGCGGCGCAGGAAGGGGCGACCAGGGGGCUUCGGCGGCACUACUCGUGCAUCGGGCAAGGAGGCAAGAGGA